AUGGCCAAACAGACAAAGAAAGACGUCCCAGUUAUAGAAAUACCUCUCAUGGUCAGGAGAAACGACUUCCUCGAGGAGACACAUUUCACCGGAAACUUUGUUCCACUCAGAGGAGAUGACGGAAAGGUCCAAGGGUGGUACAAUUCGUUGGCCGAAGUGACGAGACAGAAAAUCACUGACCGCAGGCGAAACAUGCUGAACAUGAUUGCGGUCCUACCGGAAGGUUGUACUUCGUCGAGUAUUGGCUCUCAUUUUAUCGAUUGUUUCCGGACGAAUUCACUGGAUAUACCGUUCGCUCUUGUGUGGGAAAUAGACAACGCGUCCCGCGGAUUGAGGCUCACAGGGCGUCUCGGUGUACCGGAGAGUCACAAGCUGGCCAAACAAGAGGGUUGUCUUGAUAGCGAGGAGGGUGUCUAUCCGCUUUUGAAGGAAGCAGGAAUCGAUCCCAUCACUUCGCCGUGUGGACCAGAGUUCGAUGGUGUCGAAUGGGAAGGCUUCAAGGAGCGAUCGGAGCAUGUCUGUGUCAUACCACUCUCAAACGCUGGACGCCUAUAUGGAUAUCUGCUAAUCGGAGCCAAUCCGAGACGACCCAUCGAUGAGGAUCAUGACCAGUUCAUGCGCGAUCUCGCCUCGCAGUUGUCUUCAACCAUGGCAUUCUUAGUGUCCAUGGAAGAAUCGAACGAGCGACAGUCUCGCUUGGAGAACCAACUGGCUGCAAGUGAACACCAUAUCAGAUACAUGGCUGAUCAUCUAGAUAUCGGAUUGGAACAUUUAUCGCUCGAAGGAAAAGUGCUUUGGGCCAACGAGCAUUAUUUCAAUCUCAUCGGCCAGGAGCCCACUACCGACUUCACGGAGCUGCGGUUGCCGUUCAAAGAUCAUGUCCUUGAGGAGGACCAACCCAAGAUGUACACAGCCUGGAAAGCGGUAUUGGAGGGUGUAAUAACGACCACGACCGAAUUUCGAAUGAAAAGGCUGUGGAAUCCUCCAUUCGGCUCUCCUGUACCAGCUACUGUGCUCAUAUCAGCUGUGCCAUACAUUGAAGCCGGCGAGAUCAAGUCCGUUAUGGCAUGUAUGACAGAAGUCAGUCGUCUGAAGUGGGCCGAAGGGUGGCAGGCUCGAGCAGCUCAAGAAGCACAAGAGGCAAAACGACAACAAAGCGAGUUCACUGAUGCCAUCUCACACGAAGUCCGAAAUCCCUUGUCUGCCAUGCUGCAACUUGCGAACAGCAUUUCUGGGUCUCUGGAAGACUACAAGGAGAAAGAUACAAGCGCUGAGGAAUACCUUCACGUGGUUCAAGAGAAUGUCGAAGCAGCCAAGACUAUCAUCUUUUGCGCUUCUCAUAUGCGCAAAAUAUUGGAUGACGUGUUGGUUCUUUCCAAGAUGGACUUCAUGCUUCUGUCUCUAUCCCCAAGUCCAGUACAGCCACUCGACCUUGUCAAAAACGCUGUAAACAUGCUACAAGCCAACAUCUCAGCGGCAGAAAUAGAGAUGAAAACCGAGGCACAUAAGUCGAUUACCGAACUUGGAGUUGAUUGGGUGAUGUGCGAUCCAUUGAGAGUCACGCAGAUCCUCAUAAAUCUGCUAUCCAACGCGAUCAAGUUUACCCGACUAGAGCGUCAUCGCUGUGUGACUCUGCGGUAUGGCGCUUCCAUCGAAGAGCCAAGAAACUCGUUUGAAGAGGGCCUGGAGUGGGCUUCAACNAAAAAGGAACAUGAAGAUGUCACCCUAGAAAAAGAAUGGGGCAAUGGCAAGCAGAUUUACCUCAGCUUCUGUGUCACAGAUACUGGACCAGGAAUGACCGAAGAAGAACGUGCCCGCCUGUUCAACAGGUUCCAACAAGCCAGUCCCAAAACCUCAAUCAAAUACGGUGGUACUGGUCUUGGGCUCUUCAUAUCUCACUCGCUCACGGAAAAGCAAAAUGGAAGCAUGGGUGUUGUAUCACAGCCAAAGAAAGGUUCUACCUUCGCAUUCUACGUGAAGGUUCGCCAAUCACCCAACCCUCCUGGAAAAUCUUCGAAACAAAGUCUUCAAUCAACUCAGGAGUUGGUGCUUCGACAACUGGAGAAUACACAAGCGUUGAAAGUGAUCCAAGAUACAGCAGUCAUGCAAGAACCUGAAACAAUGCCGCAACAGAAAAUUGUGCCGAGUCCCAAGAUGCUCCAAGAACAAAAUCCUUUGCCAGAGGUAGCAUACCAUGUUCUUUUGGUAGAAGUAAGUUUAUAUACAUAUCCGCACUUCGUCAGCUUUUAUAUUAAUGUUUCUAGNGACAACUUGAUCAACCAAGCAAUUCUUCAGAAACAGCUCACUAGAGCCGGCUGCAUUGUCUACGUUGCCAAUCAUGGACUGGAGGCACUGGAAACUCUACGCCGCGCCGAUAUCUGGGAAGAAGCCGCUGGUUCUGGCCACAAGUUGGACGUCGUGCUAAUGGACCUCGAAAUGCCAGUCAUGGAUGGACUUUCUGCAAGCAGGGAGAUCAGAUCUCUGGAAGAAGCUGGCAAAUUAACAAGGCAUGUCGAGAUUAUUGCUAUCACCGCAAAUGUCCGAAAAGGCCAGGUCGACCGCGCGUUGGCGGCGGGUAUUGAUGCAAUUAUGGCAAAGCCAUUCUUGGUUUCUGAUCUGCUCGAGACCAUCAAAAUUCGACUGGGAAGAUGA
Messenger RNA from Aureobasidium vineae, 2652 nucleotides. The record is from the annotation of a GenBank genome assembly. Lineage: Eukaryota; Fungi; Ascomycota; Dothideomycetes; Dothideales; Saccotheciaceae.